AUGGGGACGCUUUCCGUCUUCUUGGAUGUCCCCUUAGUAAAAAGGACUGACAUUCCCCAGGACUUCUACAAAGAAGAUCCACAUCCCCAAAAGGUGUUGCUUGGCCAUGCAGGUUGCCAGACUGAUGCCGGUGAAGCUUGGAUCCCCCCUGUGGUGCAACGGAUUUUACUCCAAAUCUCUCAGGAUCCAACGUUGGACCACGAAUACCUCCCGCAGCUUGGGAUAUACGAGUACACUAGAGCAGCCACUGAGCUGGCGAUUGGCAAGGAGAGCCACGCUCUCUUAGAAAACAGGGCAGGGGGUGUUCACACAGUCGGGGGGACAGGUGCUCUUUGGCUUGGGGCUGAAUUCCUGUGCCGUUGGUACAAGCCCAGGUUCGCAACUCCAACAGCUCUCUACAUCGCCAAGACACAAUGGGACAGUAUUGGGAGUAUAUUCCACGUCGCUGGCUUUACAGACAUUCGUCCUUAUGACUAUUGGAACCCAGUCAAAUUAACCAUUGAUAUAGAAGAGUUCUUGCAAACGCUGCAGAAGGCACCAACUGGCUCCAUUGUCUUCCUGCAUGCUCCAGAAGAAAUUGGCCUGAAGCCCCAGGAGUGGGAGACGGUUGCAGCAACGAUGGAGAAAAAGCAGCUCUUCCCCUUUUUCAACAUUGAAAGUCAAGGCCUGGCUUCUGGAAAUCUGGACCGAGAUGCCUGGGCCUUGCGGCACUUUGUGGGACAAGGAUUCGAACUGCUGUGUGCUCAGUCCUUUUCCAAAACAUUCGGCUUAUAUGAUGAGCUGGUUGGGAAUCUUAUUGUGGUGACCAAAAACAAUGAGACACUGAUCAGAAUCCACUCCCAGAUGGAAAGGCAAAUGAGCACAAUGUGGGGGUGGCCCGGUAGCUUGGGGGCCCGGGUCAUCGCGAUGGUGCUGAAUAGCCCUGCUUUGCUGUACGAGUGGAAACUGAGUCUACGGAUGGUAGUGGAGAGGAUUAUGCUGAUCAGGGAGAAACUAAAAGAGCAGCUGAGGAUCCUGGGGACGCCCGGCUCCUGGGAACAUCUCACAGCCCAGUCAGGAAUGUGCAGCUUCAUUGGGCUCAGCUCUUCCCAGGUGGAGUUCCUAGUGAAGUACAAACACAUCUACCUCUUUGAAAACAAGCAGAUCAACAUCUGCAGCAUUAACUCAAAGAAUCUGGACUACGUUGCACGAAGCAUCCAUGAGGCAGUGUUAGCCACCACUCUUGAGGACUGGAAUUAG
This is a messenger RNA of Euleptes europaea (tarantolino), 1239 nucleotides long. It is a transcript of the gene GOT1L1, whose product is annotated as glutamic-oxaloacetic transaminase 1 like 1. The coding region runs from base 1 to 1239 and encodes 412 amino acids. The transcript has 9 exons. Gene Ontology annotation, biological process: L-aspartate biosynthetic process. Gene Ontology annotation, molecular function: pyridoxal phosphate binding; L-aspartate:2-oxoglutarate transaminase activity. Lineage: Eukaryota; Metazoa; Chordata; Lepidosauria; Squamata; Sphaerodactylidae. Gene Ontology annotation, cellular component: cytosol. The record is from RefSeq and is a predicted model, not a curated record.